UGCAGACCUUUUCUACAAAUUCAAAGUAAUUAAACCCCCGAGAACCCAAAUUUAGGGGAAGAACUAAAAAUGUUAGAAAGGCAAUAAGAAGAAGAAGAAUAAGAAAAAAUGAAAGAAAAAUAAUAGACAAGAGUCUUUCUGCUCUGGUUGCUUCUUUUUAGUUCUUUCUCUGUAACAGCUUUACUCUGUUACUUUACUUCUUCGAGAAAACCCAGAGUUUUUUUUCGUUGAAGCUGUUCCUGCUUGGUGAAACAUAACAAAGCAUAUGCUAUUCUCGCGCCGUAUUCCCAAAUCUUGGUCAUCAUUAAAAGGAAAGUAAUGUUCGAAAAAUGGGGAAGAAAGGAAGUUGGUUUUCAGCAAUCAAAAGGGCUUUCACACCACAUUCUAAGGAGAAGCAACUAAGUAACAACCAAGAACCAGAGAGUAAGAGUAACAACAACAAAGAAAAGAAGAAGAAAGGUUUAGGAAAAAAGUUAAGAAAUGGAGAAACCAAUUCAUUUCUCCCAAUCUUCAGACAACCUAGCAGUAUCGAAAAGAUCUUGUGUGAAGCCGAAAGAGAGCAUAACCUUGUCUUUAGGCCACCAGAUCAAGCAAAGGGAUCAUCAACCUCUGCUCCAUCUCCUCCUAUUAGGCCUGCUUCUCCUAGAGUGUCUUCUCAGAGAUAUGUGUCUUCUCCAAGACCAAUUUCACCAAGAGUUGCUUCCCCUCGAGCACCUUCUCCAAAGCCUCCUUCUCCAAGAGCGGUUUCUCCUAGGAUUGUGCAGCGACGCGAGUUUGUGCAUAGACCAGAGCCAACUCUACUUGUCAAAAAAUCUUCUGCAACAAAGAUUCAAGCUGCUUUUAGAGGUUACAUGGCAAGGAGGAGUUUCAGAGCCUUAAAAGGUCUGGUUAGGCUUCAAGGAGUGGUUAGAGGACACAGCGUGAAGCGUCAGACGAUGAAUGCUAUGAAGUAUAUGCAGCUUUUAGUCCGUGUUCAAACACAAGUCCAGUCUCGUCGCAUCCAAAUGCUGGAAAACCGAGCUAGGAACGAAAAAGACGACACUAAAUUAGCCUCUAGACUUACAUCAGGGGAUUGGGACGAUAGUGUGCUGACUAAAGAGGAAAAAGAAGCGAGGCUCCAUAGGAAGAUUGAUGCGAUGAUCAAAAGAGAACGUUCCAUGGCCUAUGCAUAUUCUCACCAGCUGUGGAAAAACAGUCCUAAGUCUGCUCAAGACAUUAGAUCAAGUGGGUUCCCACUUUGGUGGAACUGGGUGGACCGGCAGAAGAAUCAAAGCCAACCUUUCAGGCUAACACCAACACGACCGAGUCCAAGCCCUCAGCCUCAGUUUAGCAACCAAAACCAUUUCAGGCUCAACAACAGUUUCGACACUUCCACACCAAACUCAUCAAAAUCUGCAUUCCUUACUCCCUCUAGACCCAUUCAUACCCCACAGCCACACAGUAGCGUCUCAAGAUACUCUCGUGGAGUAGGAGGAGGAAGAGCCACACAUGAUUCUCCAUUUAAAGAUGAUGAUAGUCUCACAAGCUGUCCUCCAUUCUCUGCUCCAAGCUACAUGGCUCCAACAGUCUCAGCUAAAGCGAAACUGAGAGCAAACAGCAAUCCAAAGGAGAGACUGGACCGUACACCUGUCAACACCAACAACGAGAAGAGACGGAUUUCGUUCCCUCUUGGCUCGUUCAAAUGGAACAAAGGGUCGUUGUUCAUGAGCAGCAACAGUAACAGCAAAGGUCCAGGUUCUUCUUCUUCUGGUGUUGUGGUGCUUGAGAAGCACAAGACACUCAAAUCCGUAGGAAAUUUGAGUAUUGAUUCAACUGUUUCGAUGCCUGCAACUGUUGGGAGGAGGGCUUUUAACAGAUUUGUGUGACCUUUUUUUUCUUCUUUAUUUUUUCUUUCUCAGUUGAUGAUUCUUCUUUGAUUUGUGUUUAUUUUCGUCUUCAAAAUUUAUGAGUGGUGAUGAUUUUUGAGUGCUGUUUGUGAUCUGAAAUUUACGAAUUAUUACAGAUGUAACAUAAUAAAAGUAAACAACAAAAACAGAGGAUUUGGAUUGUACAGUGUGAUGUUCUUUUCAAGCAUUUCCGAUGAUUUAGA
Molecule: messenger RNA, 2089 nt
Organism: Eutrema salsugineum
Lineage: Eukaryota; Viridiplantae; Streptophyta; Magnoliopsida; Brassicales; Brassicaceae
Product: protein IQ-DOMAIN 14
Exons: 7
Coding region: 330-1865 (511 amino acids)
Molecular function (GO): protein binding
Source: RefSeq, a predicted model, not a curated record